Molecule: messenger RNA, 2111 nt
Organism: Mercenaria mercenaria
Lineage: Eukaryota; Metazoa; Mollusca; Bivalvia; Venerida; Veneridae
Exons: 2
Coding region: 54-1064 (336 amino acids)
Cellular component (GO): nucleus
Molecular function (GO): DNA binding
Source: RefSeq, a predicted model, not a curated record
AGUUCAGGUGCUUUGUUUACAAACAAGACGCUCGCGGCUGUCAAAGUCUAACAAUGCGUUUUAAACAGGCUCAUCCUGUAAAGAGAGUCUUGAAGAAUGGUAGAUAUUCACCUACAGCCCUGUACAACGCAUAUAAGUUUGUGAAGGAGAACGGCACGCCCAUAAAAACUGCUGCUAGGCAGUAUGGAGUUCCACAUUCUACCUUGCGUGAUCGGGUUAAAGGACGCAUUGACCCUGAAGCAUUAAAACCUGGUCCUGCUCCACUCUUCAGUCAGGAACAAGAGGCCAAAUUUGUCGACCACAUCAAAACCAUGGCUCAGCUAGGUUAUGGCUUUACAAUUAGUGAAGUGGUAGAUAAGGUCAGCAACUAUGCAGUGUAUCUGGGUAAGAGGCCUAAGGACAAGCCUCUUAGCAUAAAGUGGUUCAAAGGAUUCAGGGAUAGGUGGCCAGAAAUACGUGUUAUCAAACCGAGAGCCCUUUCUAACUACAGGGCUGCAUCUACAAGCCAAGCAGCAGUCAGUGAUUAUUUCAAAAAUCUGCAAGCCGUUCUUGAAGCCAGUAAUUUGAUGGACAGGCCAGAAUGCAUUUAUAACAUUGACGAAAAAGGUGUUCAAACUGAGCAUGUUCCUCCUUAUAUCGUCAGUGGCCAUUCUAGAGUACCUUCCAUCAAAUCAUCAAGAUCAUCUGUAACUAAAAUAAUAGGAUGUGGAAAUGCCAUUGGGACACAGAUUCCACCUUAUUUUGUUUUCAUAGGACAACGUAUGAGUGACGACCUCUUAGCUGGAACAACUCCAGGUUCUGAUGGAACCAUGUCACCUUCUGGAUGGUCCAAUUCUACUGUUUUUCUUAAAUACUUGCAGUCACACUUCAUAAAGUACAUCCAGCGUGCAGACCAGCACCAACCAAUACUAAUCAUUUUGGAUGGACACAAAUCUCACAUAAACCUACCAGUGCUAGAAUGGGCCAAGAGAAAUAAUGUAAUUAUUUUUGUUUUACCUGCUCACACAAGCCAUGUUCUGCAGCCACUGGACGUUGGCUGCUUCGGUCCAUUACAAAGGAUUUAAAAUGCCAGCUGUCAUCGGUUUCUUAGACAAAAUCCAGCAUCUAAAAUCACAAGGUACAAUGUGUCUUCUCUUGCCUCUACUUCAUAUGUAGCUGCCAUGUCGAAUUCAAACCUGAGAUCUGCAUUCCAGAAGACUGGAAUAUUCCCAUUUAAUAGUAAUGCAGUAAGUCCAGAUCAGUUCAUACCAUCUGAACCAUACUGUGACACAUCAAAUGAGAAUAAAUCAAUCUUACCAGAUGAAAACCUACCUGAACCAGACACUGAUGCUUUCUUUCAUUCUGAAAGAAGUGUAAUCGAUAAGAAAAAAGAUUACAACCAAUCUGCAAAGAAGAGCACCCUUAGCAAUCUUGUAUCUGGCAAAGUUAUUACCAACCCUCUUGUUGAAGCAGAACUUGUUAAAAACAUCAACACUAAAUUACCAGAAACCAGUAUGUCUUCAAAAAGGACAAAAUCUAGUCAACCUGUUAAAUCAGUAAAGAAAUUUCUACCAAAAAGCAAGUUAGUUCAACCAGAACCAGUUCCAGGACCGUCUCAUAUUAACUUGGUGAAUUCUAGUGCUUCUGAUGUGAGUUCAGAUGAUGAUGAUGAUAAUACUGAAACAUGCUGUGUCUGUGGUUUAUUUCAGCCAGUAGAACUUCAUAACUGUACAUCAGUAGUUUUCACAAAGUGGGCACAAUGCGAUGUCCAAGGCUGCAAGCAUUGGACACAUUUGAAAUUUUGUUGUGCCCAGAAUGUUAUCAGGCUGGGUGAUGAAUUCAUAUGUCCCUGUCAUGAUAAAAAGUCAAAUACUGAAGAAUAGAAAAUAAGUUGUUAGUGUUAUUGACGUUUGUAGAUAAGUUUCUAUGUUUGACACUUAUUUCAGAUGUUCAGAACAAAUUUUGAGUAGACUUUAUGAACUGAACUGUAAAUUUAUAAGCGGUUCGAGAAUAGGUCAUAAAAAUACAAAAUGGCGGACAAUUGUUGUUGCACUCAUAUUUCAUAUUAACAUGAAAUUUUAUUGAUAUUGUGAAGUUAAUCUUUACAGAAGUAGGUAAAAUUGAAUUCUGAA